AUGCUCUCCUCCCGCGGCAUCAAAAAGGCCGAAUUGCCAAAAAUACCCUGGCGAUAUGCCCCUCCACAUACAUACAACAAGGAAAGCAACCCCGCGGGGCUUAUCUCAUUUGGCAUGGCAGAGCAUGUCACAUUUACCGAGGACUCCGUUGGCUAUGGAUCAAGCUCCUCAACACCCAACCGUCUACCAAAGGCAGUGGCCUCCCAUCUCAACAACAUUCUGAAACCACUUUCGCCGAUUGAGCCAGAGACAGUCAUUGUCGCUAGCGGCAUCACUGCCAUCGGGAGCAUGCUCAGCUUCACAUUGGCAGAGCCCACAGAUGGUAUCCUAGUCAGUAGACCGGUCUAUGGACGCUUUGAACUCGAUUACGGGGUCGAAGCAGACGUGCAGAUCGUGUACGCAGACACGGAUCCCGAGGAGGCAUUUACCCCUGCCGUGGUAGACAAGUACGAGGCAGCGCUUAAACGUGCAGAAGAGAAUGGGACCAAGGUUCGAGCCGUAUUGAUCGUGAACCCGCAUAACCCUGUAGGUGCAUGGAAAUUCUCCGGUUCUGUAAUAAACACAAACUCCAUCUCAUCAGUGACGAAGUAUACGCAUCCUGUGUCUUUGACUCGGGAGACCCGAAUGCUGUCCCUUUCACUUCGGUCUUAUCUAUCACAAGAUAAUCAGGACUUCGCAGCCGGAGGCCUCCACCUCGGCUUCCUAAUCACACAAAACACGGCCCUUCGACAAGCUUGCAAAGCGAUACUGUCGGUUCCAACUCCGAGACUCCACAACGCCUCAACAGCCUCCAUAACAAUCGGAGCAACCAUCCUCGAAGACCAAGACUUCAUCACCCAAUUCACCCAGGAAUCCCGCCAAAGCCUAGCAUCAACAUACCGAAUCGCCACAUCAAUACUCAACCAUGAAGGCAUCAAUUACGUCAAAGGAGGAAAUGCAGGUUUCUUCAUCUAUAUCGACCUCUCGUCUUAUCUUCCUUAUCCUGAUCGCUCGGUCCGAGAGCGUGAGUUUGCCCUGGCGCAGAGGUUCCUGGAUGCCGGGGUGUUCUUGCAUCCGGGUGAAGAACAUGGGAAGGAGAGUGGAUGGUUUAGGCUUGUGUUUGCGCAUGAGGAGCAGGUUUUGAGGGAGGGGCUUUGGAGGUUUUGUGAAGUUUUGGCUGAUGCUAAGGUUUUUUGA
Aspergillus oryzae RIB40 is the source of this 1176-nucleotide messenger RNA. RefSeq lists its product as uncharacterized. Lineage: Eukaryota; Fungi; Ascomycota; Eurotiomycetes; Eurotiales; Aspergillaceae. Gene Ontology annotation, molecular function: pyridoxal phosphate binding; transaminase activity. Gene Ontology annotation, biological process: amino acid metabolic process; biosynthetic process. The record is from RefSeq and is a predicted model, not a curated record. The transcript is spliced from 9 exons. Bases 1 to 1176 code for a protein of 391 amino acids.